Paramecium sonneborni is the source of this 1268-nucleotide messenger RNA. The record is from the annotation of a GenBank genome assembly. NCBI's taxonomy places the organism in Eukaryota, Ciliophora, Oligohymenophorea, Peniculida, Parameciidae.
AUGAAAACUCAAUCAAAUUUUGCAAAAUUCAAAAAUCAAGUGGAAGAAUGUUGUGAAGAACUUUAAUAAGAAAUUGAGGUAAUUUAUUGAAAUAUUAUCUUAUUAUUAGUCAGCUUUUGGUGGAAUAAAUGUUUUUCUUGAUUCAAUUACUCUUGGUCCUUAAUCACAAAUUCUUAACAGCCCUCUUAAAUCUGCUCCAUAAAUUACUCAAUUAUCUUAUCCAUCAAUACAAACAUUUACUAAUUCAUUAGUUUAACACCUUAACCCAAUUUGCAAGUCAACUAUUAAUCAAUUAAUCAAAUAAAAGCAGCAAACCUUAGUUUAAUUGUAAUACUAAAAUACAUAAUAAUAAAAAGAAAAGGUCGAUGUUUAAUAAAAUAAUAAGCCAUUCAAUUAUAAGAUAAUACAUAAUACAUCAAUUAAAUAAAAUGAAUAUUGUUAUGCAAUAGCUAUUAAUAAAGAUAAAUCAAUUGUAUUAGCAGGAUGUGGUAAAUAAAUCAAAGUAUUGGAAUUCAAAUAAGAAUAGUUGAAACUAACUCAACUUCUAACUGAACAUUCUAAAGAUGUUACUACUUUAAACUUCAUGAAGAAGUCAACUCAUUUUAUAUCAGGAAGUGGUGAUUCAUAGAUUAUAAUAUGGUCUAUGAAUCAAAAUUGUUAAUGGAUUUGCUAAUACAAAUUAAAUGGACAUACUAGUUGGAUUUAUUGUUUAAUAUUGAACAAUAAUGAAGAUGUUAUGAUAUCUGGAAGUUAUGAUAAGACAAUUAAAUUUUGGUUUAAGUAGAAUGGAUGGAAAUGUUCAUAAACUAUUACAGAUCAUACUAAUUAUGUAUUAGGAUUAAGUUUGAAUGAGUAAUAGAAUAGACUGAUUUCUUGUGGAAGAGAUAAUUUAAUAUUAAUAAUAGAACAGUCAUCAUAGGAUUCAAAAUGGAAUGUAAUAUAAAAGAUAUAAGUUGAUACAUUUGGUAUAAGAUUAUGCUUUAUUAAUGAUAAUAUAUUCACGUUUUAACCUUAUUAUUAAUAGAAGAUGUAUAUUUAUGAGAUGAGUAAUACUAAUAAAUAGUAUUCAAAGACUAAAGAAAUAUCAGUUAAAUCUGAUUAUAAUGGAUGUUAUUAUUUUUUUCCUUAAUAAUAUAUAAAAUAGAAAUGUCUACUUGUGAAUAAGAAUGAUUCCUAUGUUAAUUUGAUAAGGAAGAACCAAAAUGGUGAAUUUAUAACACAAUAAUCUAUUAAUUUUGAAGAUAAUGGUAUUUAUGGAUAAAUGAGUG